CACCCCCCCCCUCCCCCCCAUCUUGGCUCUGCAAGUGGCCCCGGACCAUGACAAUAUUGGUGCUGCAAUUCCCGAAGACGUGAGGCACCGGUUUUAAGUACCCAUUUUAUCAAAGCAUAGCUAAUCCGGUCUGGGGGUGACUGGUCCGGGGGGCAAAAAGAAUAUGGCCGCUGAAGAGGAUCUGGCCGAUGGGCGCAUGGCCGAUAUUGUUCGUGCGCUUGAGCUGAUUCACAACCCUUCUUCAACAAAUGAACUCCGCAGAGAGGCGCUACAGUUUGUGGAAUCACAGAAGGAAAGUAGUUCUGCCGCUCGUAAUGGAUUUCUUCUAGCAUCUCGCAAGGAGAAUGAUGCUUUGGUGCGCUAUUUCGGGUUGACGCUGCUGGACCAUGUCCUUCGCCACACUUCUUUCACGGCCGCGGAGGGGAUCGCAACCUUACGAGAGAUGGUUCUGAAGCUCGCGGAAUCUAUUCAACCUGAGGAUCCGGUGUACAUACGCAACAAGAUUCCGCAGCUGUGGGCGGAAAUUGCGAAGAGGAGCUGGGGCUUGGACUGGCUCGAUAUGGACCAGACUUUGGUGCAGUUCUGGGGUGCUAGCCUCGUGCAUAAGGAGCUGGUGUUAUCCAUCCUGGAAACCCUGUCAGAAGACAUCUUUUACCGAGAAGAUACUGUUUCGUCCUUGCGGGGGACAGAUCUGAAUCGAGCCUUGGUUGAGAUUUGUACCCCGCUAUCUGUGUUCGAAGAAGUGUAUCCUAAACGAGACAACCACGUUGAUAUUCGCUGUGGCCCCGAAGGUUGGCUUGCCCGCACGUGCGAAUUCCUUCGGGACUGUAUUGGAAACAUACAGAAUUCGAAACAAGCAAGAGAUUCUGCCCUCAAAGCCCUCGCGACAUUGAAAUCAGUGCUGGUUUGGUCGAUACCCAGCGCCAUACUUACCUCCAAUUGUGUUCCUAGCAUUGCCCGGGCUUUCACCUGUGAUGAUGAGCAGGUUUUAUUGGCCGCCGUUGAAGCAUUACACGCGUUGUAUAGCAGGUCUAGUUUUGACAUUGAGGGGUUUCAGCCGCUUGUGUACUUGAUGUUCGAAACCGACUCCCUAAGCGUGUUACAAAAGCUCCACGAAUGGUCAGUCGUCGGCCCUGACGAGACCGACGACACCAAAUACAUGAUAUCCAAAAAACUCUCUGAGAUGAUAUCCUAUGUUGCGGGCUUCCUCGAGGAGAAGGGCUUUGCUGUUGAAGAUGCACCUAACGCGAACUUACCUUUCUUUUUCCAUCUCAUGAUCAGCAUUGUCCAGCAUCGCAGUCUUACCGUUUCAAUACCCGUUCUUCAUGUUUGGUCAAAGCUAAUAGCCUCCUCGAGAAUUGGAAACUUGGAUGUGGUUACAAAUCUUAUUCCCGCAUUGCUCGCUAUUUGUACUGAGCGCCUAGUCCACUGGGAAUCUCUCCCGACAGGCUCGGAGGACCCCACUGUAAUGUUCCUCAAUGAAGAUAUCGACACCGUUCCCGAAAGACAUGCUUUUGUGGGCAAUUAUAGACGCUACUGUUCGUCCAUAAUUGAAACCAUUGCUCAAAAAAGACCCCAAGAAGCUAUUCCUCAUAUCCUCUCUGGGGUUGACACCAAUUUGGACAACCUCUACAAUGGAGUUGAACAAUUUAGCGUGAAAUCGUUUUCCAAAAACUCAAUACCGUUGAUGCGAGCGGACACGCAAUUUGCUGUUGUGGAAGCAACGCUAAAGGGCUACAACAAAUGGGUUUCCGCGCAUGGUCGAAUGCCGCAGCAAGAUGAACAAAAGCGGGCUGAAAUCGAGACUAUCCUGGAAACCUGGGCAUUCACGCUGAUGCAGAGAGACUACGAGGACCCAAUAUUGAAGCAACGUAUUAUUAAAUUAAUUGUUGACAUAUCAUCUAAAGCUCUUGACAAAACACCUAGCUUUGCGCUUAAAGUUUUGGAAUACAUUCUCAUGACACGUUUACCCGACCAGCCUGAAUUUCCAGUUUAUUCCGAGGCAGUUAAGGAGCUUCAUGGGCUAGCUAGCCAUGAACUUCGGCGGCUCGCAACCCGCUAUGCGGAUUACUUCUCUACCUUUUAUGACAUCCUCGAACCCAAAAUCAGAGAGAUUACCUUGGCUAACUGGGUGGAUGACAAGCUUCAUAUGGAGCUAACAUCGGUCCUCCUCAUCAUCAUGCAACGUGCAAACAACGUCGACCCUUAUCAGCGCCAGUCUCGAUUGACCUCAUUCGUAGAACCAAUCAAACAAGCCUGGCAGGAAGAGGAGCUCCGAAACCUGUGCUCAUCUUUUGACGGGUUUUGCAACAUGCUUGGGCUGCAAAACGUGGGUCCCUAUAUGCAAUCACGACAAGCGCAGAAGCAGGCGGAUUGGUCUGUUGUAGUCUUGGACGGCGAGGGUAAAAGGGUUCAGGAGGAAAUGACCCGAAAAUUUCAGCAAUUACCACUAAGAGGAACCAAAACGAUGCUGGCGGUCUCAACGGAUAAACUCAAGAGGUCCGAUCCAGCAUAUGAAAUCGCGUGCAAUCUUUGGCACGAGGUUAUCCCCAUGAUUCUGCCGACCUUGCUACAACUCGUUAGCAAUGCUCACGCGUUUCAUAACCCGGAGAAUUGGAGCGGUCUGUCUGGGGAUAUGCGAGGUGUGGUUGAGCGUAUCCUCACAGAUCGGUUUUGGCAAGCCGGUAUAUCCACAGGCAGCCGGGACGAAUUCUAUGCCAAAAUCACUUCAUCACGAUCAUCACUCGAAGGGUUCGCAUCCUCAGUUAGAGGGAAGAUUAGAGCCGUCAGGGAGUCCUGUUAUUCCAUGCUUUUCAGCAUGAGUAGGUUAAGGGAGCAUUUCUAUGGCUUCUCUGAACUUCCCGGGCCUCUGUCAGAAGCUCUUUUUAAGGACUCCCCCCAUCUCUCUUCGCAUCAAUUUUCCGUCCUUCUUAACAUUUCGAGAUGCCUGAUUGAUGACUGCCCUGUCCGCUUUCGGAGUCAGUUCUUGCCACCAAUGCUGUCAACUUUGUUCACAAACAUCGACAGGAAAGUUACUUCGGAAUGGGAUAUUAUCGAACAGCGGAAGGAAGGUCUUGGAGAUGGCAACCUGACGGACGAGAUGAAGUCAGAGAGUAUCCUUCGACAGCUAACCUACUCUGCGGUCAUCAUGGUAGCAAGCCUUCUUGACCCGCAACGAGGAGACCCUGACGAAGAACCGGUAGACCCAAGUGCACCGCAACCUCCACCAGCCCUCUCCGACUCGAUCCGGCAUUUUGUUCUUUCGUCUCCCGAGAUCUUCGAGCCGGUUAUGCUCUUCUGCACACACGCCCUACGCAUGCGCGAUACCCGAUGCUGUAGUAUCAUUACCCGCGUCAUCCGAUCCAUUCUCCAAGACUUCGCCUCUCCCCUCAACUCACCCACAAUAGUCACCAUCCGCGAGUUCAUCUCCUCUGAAGUUCUCAAAGCCUGCAUAACAUCCGUGCACGAACCGUACUUUGUCGAUAUGCAGAAAGACCUUGCGCAACUCAUCGCCUCCAUCUGGGUUCUCUACGGCUCGAGCAGCUCGACUCCGCGCUCCCUGAUUCUCAGCCUCCCCGGCAUGAACGAACAGCGAGUCGCUAGCACGGAAGCGUCUCUCGUUCGCUCCACCUCUGCGCGCCAGCAGCGUGCCCUGAUCCUCGACUUACUAGAGGGACUACGCGGCGUUAGCAUUGCCGAACAAGGCAAGAUUCUCGGAUCCCGGGAAGAACGCCGGAAGGCCCGCAGUGCCCUCCAGGAACGAUAUAUGAGCAAUGAGAUGGAGGGCCCGCAAACUCUUAAAGUGGAUAUCAAUGACGGCCCGGAUCUAGCUGGUGUUGCAGAUAUGUUUGGUUAGAUAGAAGAGAUGGGCGCUGUGCAGGGAGGCUUGUAGUCCUCUUUUAUCAUUUUU
Aspergillus ochraceoroseus IBT 24754 is the source of this 3910-nucleotide messenger RNA. RefSeq names its product karyopherin MSN5. The record is from RefSeq and is a predicted model, not a curated record. Lineage: Eukaryota; Fungi; Ascomycota; Eurotiomycetes; Eurotiales; Aspergillaceae. Gene Ontology annotation, molecular function: nuclear export signal receptor activity; RNA binding. The coding region runs from base 164 to 3856 and encodes 1230 amino acids. Gene Ontology annotation, cellular component: nucleus; cytoplasm; RNA nuclear export complex. The transcript is spliced from 11 exons. Gene Ontology annotation, biological process: RNA export from nucleus; protein export from nucleus.